Molecule: messenger RNA, 1504 nt
Organism: Blepharisma stoltei
Lineage: Eukaryota; Ciliophora; Heterotrichea; Heterotrichida; Blepharismidae
Source: the annotation of a GenBank genome assembly
AUGCGGCAAAAAACGACUAAAAAAUCAAAAUUUUCCAUAAAAUCAUCAAAAGACAGCUACACAAAGCGCAGAUCCUGAACUUCUCAAGAAGAUGAAGCUAUCCGCAGGCUAGUCAAAGAAAAUGGUAUAAAGCAAUGAACAGUGAUAUCUGAAAAACUCAGCGAGCAAUUCAAUACCCAAAGAACAGGAAAACAAUGCAGAGAAAGGUGGCAUAAUCACCUUAAUCCUGGGAUUAACAAAGACAAUUGGAGCUUAGAAGAAGAGCUUUGUCUUUUUGAAAGCCAUGAAAAACUUGGAAACAAAUGGGCUUAAACUUAAAUUAAUGGUCUUGGCUUGCUCGCCUAUUUGCAGCACAGUCACCAAGGAUCCCCUAGGAAAUUACCCUCGUUGUAACGUCGACAAGGAGAAUGUUUUUGAGUUGGGAUGAAUAACCUGGCGAGAAUAUGGUAGAUCAUCACCUUUCCUCUUCUUCAUCUCCUGACACCAUGGCAUCUGCGAAGUAAGGUUCUAUGUCUUCAUCUCUUAUUUGCCUUAUCGUAUCCAGUGCUGAAUGAGAAGGCUAUGGAUUUCUGCAGAUUUCUACUUGGGUGCAUGAAGGUUAUCAGCAGAAAAUCCCCAAAAAACAAAUUUAUGGUAGACUAUCAGCAAAAAGGAAAAAUUCAAAGCCCGAUGCAUAACUCUCGAUUUCACACUCUGGAGUUGCCCGAAUGUCUAGAAAUUGCCUGUAGCCGCUGCUGAGCUUCUUCUUUCCAACUCUGAGCCCUCUUUCCCCUCUAGGUAAAACCCAAUCCUGAAAGCGGACUAGGGCUAGGCUCUCUACAUUGUCAGAAUUACUUACCCUAGCAUUUCUGUCCAUUUCUGGGUUGGCAAAACCUUGCCAAUAUAAAUAAAACGUGCUCAAGGCUGCAUUACCGGAGGUAAUGUCGGGCGGAGAGCCAUUUUAUAUAUCCAUAACAAAUGGGCAGAAAUUUCAAAAAUCCUGCAAGGGAGGACUGAUAAUUCCAUAAAAAAUCAUUUUUAUUCUACUCUGCGAAAAAGAUUUCGCAAAAUAAAAGGAUAUGAUGGAACACGAGAUGAUAUAAUCAUUUUAAUAAAUUUCACCAAAAAAACAAUGCAUAAUUGCUUCAUUUAUUCGAUAAUUUGGCUUAAAUCUACAAUAACCAUAUAUUUAUUUUAUGAAAUUUAGCAUAUAAAACAGCACAACAAAUUUUUAUCAGCAAAAAUAUUAGGGUCUCUUAAAAAAAUGACUGAAAAAAUACAAGACAAUGAAGUCUCCACAAAUUUAGAUGAAAACAGCAUAAAACGUGAAGAAAAAAUCCAAAAUUCUGACAGCUUUGCAGACUUUAUGCCGCUUGUAGAUAAUGAACUUAUCAUUACUGGACAUCAUAUUUCAAAUCCAUAUAUUUUAAAUAUGAACAGCUAUCACGAAGAAGCUCCAGCUGAGUUUUUAUGGACAGAAGAUCCAUUUCUAUGUGAUGAAGUCUAUAUGAUUUCUUUGAAAUAG